Messenger RNA from Porites evermanni, 3226 nucleotides. The record is from the annotation of a GenBank genome assembly. NCBI's taxonomy places the organism in Eukaryota, Metazoa, Cnidaria, Anthozoa, Scleractinia, Poritidae.
AUGAAUAAUUCUCCAGAAUAUGAUGUUGCUGUCAUUGGUGCAGGCAUUUCAGGGAUUGUUACUGCAAAAUGCUUGUUAGACGACAAGUUCAAUAUUAUUGUUUAUGAGAAGACUGAUCAUGUUGGAGGGUUGUGGCAGUUCACAGAGGAUGGCUAUGGAGUCAUGAGAUUCACUCACAUGUAAGAACUCUGAAAUAAAGUGUUACAGUGGAACCCCGUUAAUACGGUCACUUCUGGGCCAAAAAAAUUUGGCCAUGUUAACAGGGUGGCCAUAUUACUGGCGCUGGCUCAAAUUUAAUGACCUGAGGGCCGCAUUGACAAAUACACCAUACGUCACACUCAACUUACUGUUCUCAUUAAUAAACAACCGGAAUGUAGAUAUUGCGUACAGUAAUUGAAAAAAACCUUAAAAUUUUCCUUCAGUACAUGAAACUCUUUAAAAAUUUGGCUAUAAAUCGCCACAAGUGCAUUUUAAGUGUACUCUUGUCUAAAAACAGUUCAAGAAUGAGGUAAGAUUACUAGGUUGAUAAAACUGACAUGUCGCAGGUUUUCUAAAUUUCGAACAAGUGGCCGCAUUAAUGGGGUGAAAUUGUAAGAGAUUCUACUGUUUAGGAUUUUAAAAUGUGACUGUUGGCUGUAUUAACAGGGGACCGCAACGGUUUUUUUUUUUGUAAGGAAAUGUAUGGCCAUUUUGCCAGGCCGAAAAAAACUGGCUGUAAUAUCAAGGUGACCGUAUUAUCGAGGUAGCCGUAAGGCGGGGUUCCACUGUACUUCUGAUUUAAACUAACUAUAACUUCUAAUAAUAUUCAAAAAGUGGAAGUUCCAGAGGCAUAGGGGCCCCCGGGGGGUGGGGGGGUGGGUGGUGGUAACUUGGGUAAAUUUUUGCCCCUACCCCAUUAUAGUCUAUUCUGUGGCCAAGUAUAGACCCCAUCUUAGUCACCUUUGGGCAAAUAUGUAAUUUUCAUGAUCCCAACUUAGUCACUUGCUAUUUUUAUGAAUUGACCCGUUUUUUAGAUUGAAUGAAUAACACUUUACUUUUCAUCUUCAGUACAAACAUUGUGACAUGUUUGCUAACCAUUAAUAUGAAGAACUGUCUUACCCCAAAAUAUCCAAAAAUGUGUGACCCCAUUCUAGUAACUCUAUAGGCCAUUUGCCCAAUGGUGUCAUUUAACUACUACGACCAGAGUUCUUUUCGUUUUUCUUUUCAUAUUGAAAUUUGGUAAUGCCAGCGAGCUUUAAAAAACAAAAGCCCUAAUUUGCACAAGAAAGCAAAACCUUGAAGUGUUCUGGUCAUAGGAGUGAAAUGACACCAACAUGCAAAUGGCCUAUUGAAAAAGCGGCUCCAUUAUAGUCAAUCCAGUCCUGAAAAUGCGACCCCAUCCAGCGAUACAUCCCCACUAGCCAUAUAAGGAAGUACACCCCCCAGGCUGUAUUGUUGGGUGACUGCUGACUAGCAAUGUCAUGAUUUUUUACCUUGUCUUGUUAUUCCUUUGCCAGCAAUGUCUCCAAGCACAACUACUGCUUCUCCGACUUUCCAUUCCCUGAUCAUGUUCCUGAUUACCCAAGCCACACACAAAUGGCAGAAUACAUCAAAAGUUACACCAAGCAAUUUGGUUUGGAGAAGCACAUCUGCUUUAACACCAAGGUGGUCAAAAUUGAAAAAGCAACAGGAGGAUGGAAAAUCGUUACAGUCCAAGUCGACAACCAAGGAAAGUAUCAGUCUGAAUACAAGGAGACAUUUGUCAAGUUUGUUGCUAUAGCAACAGGACAUCAUGCGAAACCAAGCAUGCCACACUUUGAAGGCCAGGAAACAUUUAAUGGAAGAAUGUUUCACAGCAUGGAUUAUAAAGAUGCCAUAACUAAUGAUUUAGUAGGAAAGAAAGUAGUUGUAGUAGGAAUCGGUAAUAGCGCUGUAGAUGUAGCUGUGAAUGUAACAGAGUUAGGAGGGGAAAAGCCCAUUAACAUUUCCACGAGAUCGGGUGCAUGGAUUGUUCCUAAUUACAUACUCGGGUACCCUGCUGAUCAUUAUGCGACCCGCCUGUUCUUCUGGCUUCCUUGGAGCAUUUCCAAUUUUAUCUUUGAGCUAAUGAUCCAAUGUGUGACCGGCAGCCAAUGGCGGUGGAACCUGAAUCCAAAAAUGCAUGCUCGCCAAACACAACCCACAGUCAGCCCAACAUUGAUUCAUCAUCUCCAGAGGAGAAACAUUGUUGUUAGGCCUAACAUUGCGGCAUUUAAGAAAGAUAAAGUGAUCUUUACUGAUGGAUCUGAAACUGUUGCAGAUGCAGUGGUUUGUUGUACUGGUUACCACAUAGAUUUACCAUUUUUAGAGAGUGAUAUAAAAGAUUUAGUUAUUGACGAAAGCACCAAUCAAAUCAAACUCUUCAAAAAUGUUUUUGCUCCGGAAAUUGGCCAUUCUUUAGCGUUCAUAGGAUUUGUCCAGCCAGCAUCUGGUGGUUUGCUAUCAGUNGUGGAACCUGAAUCCAAAAAUGCAUGCUCGCCAAACACAACCCACAGUCAGCCCAACAUUGAUUCAUCAUCUCCAGAGGAGAAACAUUGUUGUUAGGCCUAACAUUGCGGCAUUUAAGAAAGAUAAAGUGAUCUUUACUGAUGGAUCUGAAACUGUUGCAGAUGCAGUGGUUUGUUGUACUGGUUACCACAUAGAUUUACCAUUUUUAGAGAGUGAUAUAAAAGAUUUAGUUAUUGACGAAAGCACCAAUCAAAUCAAACUCUUCAAAAAUGUUUUUGCUCCGGAAAUUGGCCAUUCUUUAGCGUUCAUAGGAUUUGUCCAGCCAGCAUCUGGUGGUUUGCUAUCAGUGUCUGAAACUCAGGCCAGAUGGUUCUCGGAGCUGUGUAAAGGUACCAUCAAACUUCCCCUAGCAGAGAACAUGUGCCAGGAAUUUGAGAAAGACAAACAAAGCAGGGAGGGUAUUUACUAUGCUUCACCAAGGCAUACAAUUCAACAAGACCCGAUGACUUACAAUGACGAGAUUGCAUUAUAUUUUGGUGCCAAGCCACAACUAUGGAAGCACCCUUCCUUGGCAUGGAAUUUAGUUGUCGGCAGUGGAGGAGCUGCGCAGUAUAGAUUGCAAGGCCCUCAUAGGUGGAAUAGAGCUAAGGAAGUGGUGCGCUCUGUUCCGAUAACACCCCUGUUACAUUACGUUACACUGUUUUUGCUUCUAGUAUUACUUUUUAUCAUAGUGUUCAUUUUCUAUAAAUUGUCGUUUUAG